AUGGCUGGUCAAGUGCAAGAUAUCGCCGACGCACCCAGGGUUUGGCGAGGUGCUGUAGAAGAUUUGUGGAGCAUGUACUCCGGCAACCCAGAGGACUAUAUCAUCGGUCCUCCUAUCGGGUUUGGCGCCUCUUCUAUUGUAUACAGUGCGCAAUUCAAAGUUCCUGGAACGCAGAAACUCUGGCCGGUCGCCGUCAAGGUCAUCGACCUGGAGAGGCUGGCACCUUCUGCGCUGCGCUUACUCACCCGGGAGACGCAACUAAUGUCGCUCUCGAAGCAUCCAAACGUGCUCAGAGUGCGUGGAAGCUGGGUCGUCAACCGCAAGCUGCAUAUUGCCUUGCGUCUCAUGCGCACUGGCUCUGUCAGCGAUGUCAUGCGCUAUAAAUUUGCUGCCGGGGUCGAGGAAGAAGUAGCUCGCUGCAUUCUCAAGCAAGCGCUCGAGGGCCUCAAUUAUCUACACAUCAAUGGUCUUAUUCACCGCGAUAUCAAGGCGGCCAAUCUCCUACUCGACGACGACGGAACCGUCCUCGUUGGAGAUUUGGGAGUUGCAGCCUCUCUCGAUGACGAGGACGCUCACAAGCAUGCUGCAAACAAACCGGUUGUCAGAACGACGGAACACGACAUGGAUAAUCUCCCCUCUCUACGAACAGGAGGUAAAUCUCUCGGAAAACGCAAGAGCUUUGUCGGAACCCCAUGCUGGAUGGCACCAGAAGUUAUUGCACAAAAGCAAUAUGACGCUUCGGCAGACAUAUGGUCCCUUGGCAUCACCGCGCUGGAGCUUUGCAAUGGGAGAGCGCCGUACUCGCGAGACCCCUCGUCACGAGUGCUUCAGAAGAUUCUCUACAAUGACCCUCCGACACUAGACCGCAAAGCCGGGAAGCACAAAUACUCUCAAGAAUUCAAGGAGAUUAUCGAGAGCUGUCUCGUCAAGGACCCAACCAAGCGACCCACAGCGGCACAAUUGCUGGAGACACCCUUUUUCCGAGGUGCAAAAAAGAAGGAUUACCUCGUGUCGACGCUAAUCGCUGGGCUGCCUCCACUUGUAGAUCGCCAAGAGAGACGCAAGCAGCCAUCCCUUGCCUCGAUGCCAUCAGCAGACUCUUGGGAUUUCUCUUCCACUGUCCAUCUCACGCCUUCUGCUUCGCCAACAAGCUCUAUGUAUUCGAAAUCCACCUCGCCGACGCGUGCACAGAUCCGUGGACCAACACUGCCACCGCUGGGCGUAUUCGACAUGGAUGACGAGCCUGGAGAAGAGGGAAUCGACAAGAGGCUAGAAAGACUUCAUAUACCCUCUGAGCACCCGCGGUCUAGCUCGUACGCCCCAACUUCGUCCGUGGACAUGUCCUCCCGGACGACUUCAAUCAGCGCAGAAAUUCAGCCACAAAAGGAUGAAGGUCAUAUUGAACAAGCGCCUGUCAGCCAGUCACUCUCUUCGUCAUCAUCAGAAUCCAAUCCAGUGGAUCCAUUGACACCUCCAACCGCUCACGCGGCACCAGGCAUGACUAUACGCAGCUCCAGCUCGUCCAAACCGAGUAUGAGGAUAUGGAGAAAGUUUACAGGGAGAACAAAGGGGGCCGAAGAGGAAAAGCCAACCAAAGAGGAGAAGCGUCGAGGGAGCAUUGUCGGACUCUUCCUUGAGCGCACAUCUAGCCGUACUAGUCGCAAGUGA
Serendipita indica DSM 11827 is the source of this 1668-nucleotide messenger RNA. The record is from the annotation of a GenBank genome assembly. NCBI's taxonomy places the organism in Eukaryota, Fungi, Basidiomycota, Agaricomycetes, Sebacinales, Serendipitaceae.